GUUAGCUUCUCAGGAAGGACUUGGCACCAUGGAGUGUAAGCAUUAAAUUCCGUUCAGUUGGACCAUUAAAAAUUAUAAAUUAGUGACACUUGGUUUCAUCGUGUGUCAUUCGCGAGCAAACAGGUUUUGCAAUUAAUAACGCCUUUAGAUUUCCAGUGAUUUUACAUUUUAAUCAAAACUGGACGUGUCAACAAAUUUGAGUAAAACUCCCUUCUAUCAGAUUUCAUAAAAAUCAGUUUACCGGUUCUCGACUUUUUACUUGCGGACAGACAUGACAAGCUUUUGGUAUAUAUUUUUUUAACUUCUCGUUAUGAACGAAUCAAACACACACGAGUAUUUGUUCAUACGCAAGUCUGAAAAAAAUACGCGUGACCUGAGAGCGCGUAUCGUAAACUGAGCAGUAGAAUCGUGUAUGGAUAUAUGUUCCAUCAAAAUCGGCCUUGUGCUAAAUGAUAAGUACAGGUUAUUCCAUUUAAAACGCAAUCCUAAUUACUACACAUGAACCCCUUGACAUAAACUGAUGGCAACAUUGAAUUUUCACAGCUGUAUCCCAUUGUUACAGUUGAUAACACUGCUUGAAAUCGCUACUGCCGUAGUUUCAGCCAUUUUGUCUCUCAGUGACAACUUGUUAAACACUUUCUAUGUGCUACGAAAUGUUACCAGUCGGCAUAUUUUUGUCUUUUUCGUCACUUCUUUGUCAGGAUACGCGAACAUCAGGAAACAAUUUCGAUUUGAAAUAAUAAUCGAGAACGAACACACUUUCUGCUCGUGAAUACGCCAUGUUCGAACCUGCACAGUUGUUUUCAGCAACUACUACGAUUACAAGGGUGACCUGGACCUUAGUGUCACGGGGGAGUACUACAAGCGGGUGGGCCUGCUUCUGAUUUAAUUUUUGUAUCGUAAUACGUAAUUGCUGUUGGGUUUUGUUUUAAAUGAACCACUUUGAGCCAACUUGAAACUCACACAACACAAGCUGUUGUAAUGAAAUAAUUGAGUUAGGCCAAUGCGCGUAGAUUUGAAAACUGGUAGCUGGAAAGGAGGGGGAGGUUUUAUAUCAAUGGCAUUGCCCUUCGAAGAAUAUCAGUAAACAAUUUUUUUAUUUCGUUUGUGUCUGAUGGUAGUUUCCACUAAUCUGCUUAUGCAAACAGUUGUUCCUAUUGAACCCUGACAAAAGCCUGAUCACAAUGUCAAACUCUAAACGGCUAUUAUUAAUAAUAUUAGCAUAACGUGAAAUAUCUGUCAUAGAAAUUACGGAAUAAUCAACUACAAAAAAAAGAAAACUUGACGCCAAAGUUAUAAGUGUAUGAUGUCAAAGUGACCAUCGGCAUUGUAUACGAUCGGGUAUAAUUUUGUGGCCAACAAACUUUCGUAAGAAAGAAACUUGAUGAUAAAUAUAUGUGGUAUUAAACAUCUACCUCAUUACAAUGUUUGAAUUGCAGCUCCCUUUCCAAGAACUCUUAGCACAGAUGUUAAGUUCUCGACUGCAGUGGCUCGGCAAUCGUGUGGUGGCCGCCCAUGUCCGUCUACAUGUUGCUUGUCAACAAUUCUGUUAUGGUCUCAAAACAUCUCCAAAGGAAGUGAUCUAUUCUUCUGCUGACAUAACCUCAAAAGAAGUGUUUGAUAGAGAAGAAAAGUAUGGUGCCCAUAAUUACCAUCCUCUCCCCGUAGCUCUUUGUCGUGGGCAAGGUGUAUUCAUGUGGGAUGUAGACGGAAAGAAAUACUAUGACUUUCUGAGUGCAUAUUCAGCUGUAAACCAAGGUCACUGUCAUCCCAAGAUUGUGUCCGCUUUGAAGCAACAAGUUGAAAUGCUCACCCUCACAUCUCGUGCCUUCUAUUCAGAUGUUCUUGGAGAGUAUGAGGAAUUUAUUACCCGCUUGUUUGGCUAUGACAAAGUGUUACCUAUGAAUACAGGUGUGGAAGGUGGCGAGACAGCGUGUAAGCUUGCCAGAAAAUGGGGUUAUGCUAAGAAAAAGAUACCAAAGAAUGAAGCAAAAAUUGUGUUCGCUGAAGGUAACUUCUGGGGUCGAACACUUGCCGCCGUUUCCAGUUCUACUGAUCCUAGCAGCUAUGAAGGUUUUGGUCCAUUCAUGCCUGGUUUUGUCAUCAUACCUUACAAUAACCUCGAUGCUUUAGAUGAAUCUCUAAAGGACCCUACAGUCUGUGCUUUCAUGGUUGAGCCCAUCCAAGGAGAAGCAGGUGUAGUCGUGCCAGACGAUGGAUAUUUACGUGGGGUUCGGGAACUCUGCAGCAAGUAUCAGGUGUUAUGGAUAGCUGAUGAGGUACAGACUGGACUCGGACGCACUGGGAAGAUGUUGGCGGUCGAUCAUGAGAAUGUUCAACCUGAUAUCUUAGUUCUUGGCAAAGCAUUAUCUGGAGGGGUUUUUCCUGUGUCAGCAGUACUGGCAAAUGAUGAGGUGAUGUUAUGUAUCAAGCCAGGAGAACAUGGCUCCACCUAUGGAGGCAAUCCUCUUGGAAGCAAAGUGGCAAUAGCUGCUCUGAAAGUUUUGGAAGAAGAAAAUUUGGCACAAAAUGCAGAGAAGCUUGGCACUAUAUUCCGCUCAGAACUCUCUCAGCUGCCACACGAUAUCAUUUCCUGUGUCAGAGGGAAAGGCCUACUAAAUGCAAUUGUCAUUAACAAAGAGUUUGAUGCAUGGAAAGUAUGUGUAAAGCUGAUGGAAAAUGGACUGUUGGCAAAGCCUACACAUGGAGACAUAAUCAGACUGGCUCCACCCCUUGUCAUCACGGAAGAUCAACUGUAUGAUGCAAUCAGAGUCAUCAAGGACACUGUCCUGUCUUUCAAGCAGUAGAACUGUUCAGUGAUCAAGCUACAAUACCUUAAUGCUAAAACGCUGAAGAGGACAUACAACGAUGACUUUCACUAGCGAGAAUCAGGCAAGAUACUCCAACCCCUCCAAUACUGUCCCUUCAUAUCCCGCGCUGGUACAGAAAAAAAAGAAUGGCAUCAAUCUGGCACUGCUAGUUCAGUCGGCCCUCGCCCAGUCCCGACGUCACCCCCGUUAACCUCACGGGACAUAAGAGCCGCCUAGGUCGGCUCAGGUGAAAGAAGGUUGUGAAACACUGCUUUAGAUGAAACUACAGUUUCCAGUUUUAUGAAUCUGACAUGCCUUAGGGAUGUUAAUUCUUACCACCUUGUCUUAAUGUAUCUUUUUUCACCAUUUCUCCAAUUUAAGAUCAAAUUUUUACAGACUAGGUAAGCAUGAGUUGACAUUUAUAUUUAGAAUCUCAGAGCAGAAAAACAUCUCCACAUGUGACGGGAUUAAGGAUGCUCUCCAUUGUGUAUCAGCUGAUGUGUCUUCAGAUGACUCCUCCAACUGAACGAUUUAUUACACACAUUGCAUACGUAUGGAUGCUGUCCACUUUGUGUGCUUUGAUGAAUCUUCGCAUCACUCAUCAGAGUGAAUGAUUUACCACAAGAAUCAGAAGUACCUGUGUGGUUCUCUCCAUGCUUAAUUUGAUGUUCAUUCAGAGGACUCUUGUGAAGGAAAAUGGAACAUUAUUAAAAUAAACAUAAUAGAAAGAAUAAAGAACUUUAAAAAAGGUGUAAA
Molecule: messenger RNA, 3566 nt
Organism: Zootermopsis nevadensis
Lineage: Eukaryota; Metazoa; Arthropoda; Insecta; Blattodea; Termopsidae
Gene: Oat
Product: Ornithine aminotransferase precursor
Cellular component (GO): cytoplasm
Molecular function (GO): L-ornithine transaminase activity; identical protein binding; pyridoxal phosphate binding
Source: RefSeq, a predicted model, not a curated record